Messenger RNA from Ornithodoros turicata, 1765 nucleotides. RefSeq lists its product as uncharacterized. The record is from RefSeq and is a predicted model, not a curated record. The transcript has 7 exons. Bases 1061 to 1678 code for a protein of 205 amino acids. NCBI's taxonomy places the organism in Eukaryota, Metazoa, Arthropoda, Arachnida, Ixodida, Argasidae.
CAGAGUACUGAAGUCAAGAGAAAUUUGCUUCCAGUGCGCCUAAGUAGAAAUAAUAUGGCUGAGAAUGAAGUCGCCAAAGCAAUUACAAAAGCGCCAUUGGCCUCAGCGGCGGUUAUACUAUGGUGGGUUACACGACAAAAACACAUUGUGAAUGUGGGGGAAACCAGAAUGUUCCAAAGCGACGAAAAAAAGAAAAGAAAUAGAAGCGGUGACGCACACAACGAAUCUCUGUUGAUGCAGCUACCCGCGGAAGCACUCAAAAGCAGACAUGUGCCAUGUGCUCCUCCUUGGGUGUUUGACCUCGAUUGGAGGCUACUGAAGGGGUGCGAGGGAAGUGCGCAAGGUUAUGCGUGGUACUCUCGCACGGGGUACAGCAGAUUUAAUGGGGUGCUAAGGGCCUGUAAAAUAUUUGUUACAACGAGCCACUUGAUGACAUUUUGAAGUGGCCGGUGUUCCGACGGGCAACAUGGAAGAUGCCCUGAAGGUUCCUUGGCCAAUGUAUGAGGGUACACUUGAUUUGGUAUCCUCUACGGACGUCAACGUCAAAGUUCGUUGCAAGACGCGCAAGAAAACUUAUUCAUGCAGCAAGCCAACUUGUUGAAGCUCCUGGAAGUGAGUUACCUUGUAUUGUGAACAUUUUGCCGGCAUUAGUAGGUUACCUAACGGUUUUUCAGAGGAAGCAUCCUGAUCUGCACCGCGUUGCACAGCAGAAGCGUAAAGCUUCUGAUGGCGAAAGGCAACCAACACUGAGGCUAAACGGAAGAAAUUGGUGUAACUGAUAGCCACGUCGCCCACAGUAUCUCAGAGACAAAUAUACGGGACUGUUUUAAAUUUCGUUGUGGGGAGCAUGCAGUGCUUUUCUGUUGUGGAGAACGAGUAGUUUAGUCGCAUUAUUGAGGUACUCCAGCCUUCAAGAACAGUAAUAGGGCGAAACGCUCUUGUGCCCUGCUGAACAGUGCUUACGACGACAUGAAGCAAUCACGUGGUGAGAGGUUUGGGAAGGUUUCUGCCGUCUUCUGCACAGCCGACUGCUGGACUGCUUUGAACAGAGCCUUCCGUGAUGGAACAGGAGAUUGGCCUUAAUCUUCUGGCAAAAUUGAAGACAGUGAAACUGAUAAGGGUCAAAGACUUUUGCCAUUGGGUUUACAGUGUGCAGGACACCAGAAAUAAGGACUUGUUCAGUGUGUACAAUGAAGAUGAGGCUGGGCUCUGUCCCACCUGUGUCUUUGGGCCUGGAAGUGCACCUUUCACAGCAUAUAUGAAGCAAAGUGAUAGACUGAAUAGACUCCCAAUGAUGGUCUUCGAACGCCCUCUACGUCUUCAGAGCGGUCUCAAGGGACUUUUCUGUUGUUGCCUGGGGCAGGAGAUGAAGAUUGACGCCCCUCUGGAAGAAGAAUUGCCUCUAUUUCAGAAGAUUAUAAUGUGUUGGGUACCUCCCUCACCAUUUAUGACGCCAAAGGAAAGCCCCGCCUUAAAGGUUAUUGGCCCCACUCUGCCACAGUACUGCCCGUGCGCAACGCGUCCGUCCAUCUUGAAGGCAUUGUUUCAACUGCUGAGCUUCACCAUUUCAACUCUUGCUGUUUCCAUCUUGGCUUCUGGCAGCUCUGCAAUGCUCCGGGUCCGCUUGGCCCAGGUUCAUUGCCCCAGGCACACUGGUGUUAAACCCAUUUACGAAUAAAAGAUCUCGUGGAAGAUCUCUCUUGCAGUUUGUUCACAAUGGCGUAACUAUGCAGUGUCAUGCGGGCACAUAUUUCGCUCAUGUGAA